Molecule: messenger RNA, 3263 nt
Organism: Gryllus bimaculatus (two-spotted cricket)
Lineage: Eukaryota; Metazoa; Arthropoda; Insecta; Orthoptera; Gryllidae
Source: the annotation of a GenBank genome assembly
UGCCAAGGGGGUCCUUUUUGGUACUUUCAUUAACAAAAAAACCGACCUGCAAGAAGUUGAAUUAGACAUUUAUUAUCUCUCCUCGGAAGAGCUCUUUCGCGAUUUAUCAGGUAUUAUCACAAGACAUGUCCAAAGGCAAGAUAACGUCAUGCACAGUACGUCAUUCUGGACUGAUAACAAGAAUUUCCGCAUGAUUUUAAAACAAAAACGAAUCUGGAUGUACUACGAAGUGUUCUAAAAGAAAUGGUACAGGCCAUAAUUGAUGAAUUUUUACAACCUGAUGUCAAUGGACUAAUUGCCCCAGAAGAUUGAAGAAGGGUUCAAAUAAAUUAUAACCAAUGACUCAUCUCUGUGUUCAUUCAUGUUAUUUUGUUCAAUAAUUGUAACAAUUUAAAGAAUAUUUAUGGGAAUGAAAUUUACAAGAGUGUGAAGAGUUAUAAGCUCAAAAUCUUCUAAAGAGAGGAGCCUUGUUCAUACCUCCAUUUUCUCGAAAGAAGAAUAUGAAAGUAAUUUGUUGAGGAUGAUAGGUGUAUAAUUGUAGAGUUAACAAUACAAGUAAAUAAUGUCAUGAAAAUUGAACAUGAGUGAAUUAACAUGGAAGAAAUCACAACUUUGUAUGAAUCAACAAAGCUGAGUUCCUAUUCCACAGUUGUUGCUACCUUAAAUGUUAUAUAUUAUAAAAAAAUAUAAUACUACUUGUGAAAUUAGGGGUACUUAAGAUAUUUAUUAAAUAUUUACAAUUAUUUGAUUGAUAAAUCAUCUCACAAUACCUGUAAAAGAUAUUGAUCUUUGCUUUUUAGGAAACAAAGAAAAUAUUGUUACCCUGUAAACAUUCCAAAAUGUCUGGUCAUUUUUGUUGACAUCUGCCCUCACAAAGUGUCGCCAUUUAUUGACUGCCUGUGUUGCCAGUUAUUUAUAUCUGUGAAUUUCAGAAAUAAGUUAAUAUUUAUUAUAAUUAAUUAUAUUAUUUGCUUUACAGAAUUUUUUAUGUUUGUAUUUUUAAAUGCUUUUAUUUGUAUUAAAAGAGAUGGUCAUAUGUGCCUAUGGGGUCAUCCAUAAAUUACAUAAUGCUAAAGAGGGUGGAAGGGGGUUUGAGGAAACAUAAAGCUGCUUUACAUUGGGAAAGGAAGUUAAGUGUUACAUGACAUUGAUUUUUAAAUUUUCAGCAUGUGCUGAAAUAAUUCCUUUUCUUGAGACUCAUUCUAAAACAUUAAAAUAUUAACUAAUUAAUUUGUUUUAAAAAUAUAAAUUACUUAAAUGGAUUAGAUGUUAAUUGUUACAAUAAUUAGAAAUAUUUGUUCAACAAUUUUUUAUUGACUCUGUAAGAUAACUAUGAAAAUAUUCAAAACUUAUGUUUACAAUAUUCUAAAAUCCAUUUAAAUUGGCACAGUAGACUUUCACUCAUGUGUCAUCCAUGACAGUGCAUCUACAACUUGUGAUCAAACAUCUUCUCGCAUAUGCAUCCUUCCUUCACUCACAACUUGUGCCAAUCUCAUAGUAAGAUGCAGUCGGUUUCACCAACUAAUUUCUACUUUAAUUAUAAUUAAUUUUAAUGUACAACACAAGUAAAAUAAAUGCAAAUUGUUUUUACUGUGCGAUAAUUUAUUUUCACUUCUUGCAUUUAUGGGAGAGGGGGGUUCAUGCAUUAUGUGGUUAUUUAGAAGGGGGCUUUACAUAAUUUAUGGAUGGACCCUAUUUGAAAAUAAUUCAAGGUUAUUUAAAUAUUCAGCAUUAAUCAAUGAUUCAAAUUUCUAGAAUAUCUCGAUUUUGUUCACCUUUUCAUUUAUUAAGUUCACUUAUCCAAAGAAUAAUAAUGCUAGGCAUUGAGAACAUUUACAAUAUUAACAUUAGAUAUUGAGACCAGGUUUCCAAAGUUAUUAAUGAGAUAAACAAACAAACCAAAAUCUGACUGUGUAACAUGAAAAGGGGGAGAAAAACUUGAUGAGAAUUAUUUCUCAUCCAGAAUCCUAUUGAAAUCAGUGAUCCUCUGAAUUUUUUGAAAUGUUCAAUAUACUUUAUCUAUACUUCAAGUAAUCAAGGAAUAAAACUAUUUGAAUAACAUUCAGAUUUCAAUCAUACAAUAUUUAGGAUUCAGCUUUUAAUAACAAAAUAGUUUUGAUUUUGAAUCAGUUACAAAUGUUUUUUAAAAAAACAUGUUUGUUUCUUUCUUUCUUAGUUUCUCACAUAUUCACUGCAUAUUAACUAAUUAUUACCAAAGUUCAUGACUAAGAUUUGUUUCAAUUUCUGUAGGAAUUUUUUAUCAUAAGAGCCACAUUUUGAUAUGUGGCAUAACAAGUUAUAUAAAAUGCUGAAGUUCAUUUAAAAGCAGUAACCUUUCAUUCAGUUUUGGUUCCAGCAUAUAUUUAUUGAAUAUUAUAUUUAAUGAAUGAAAAAAUAACGGGUUUGUUUUCAAUUUAGUCGUUUUUUCAACAGUUAUUAUUUCAGUUUGACCCCUUGAAGUAAUAAAUAUCCUGAAUAUAGGUUUAAUGUGAACUGUUUUUUUGGUAGAGAUUUUUCCAGCCAAGUCAGUUAUCUUCUACACCCCAAUGGGGUGCAUCUGGGACUAUUAGACACUAAUAUGCAGGCCCUUCAGAUCUGGGAUUGCUCCUAAUACCAGAAUGUGAGACCCUUGGUAAAAGAGAUAAUGAAGAAACAUUCAUGCCCAGACUCGGAUUUUUAUCCUUGACCCUUUGGACCAAGCCAAGGAGUCUGUACUUACCCAUCUUGGCUCUGUUGAAAUUGAUUGAACCAAAAGAGGUAUUUUUCUUUAACAUAAAAAUUAUGAAAAUCUGUUUAUACAUAGCUUCUAUUUUGGAUUCCCAUUGGUUGUAACACACUCAAAUGCUGGAAAUUGUUUAUGCAGAAUUGUGUAUAAGCUACUUUUGUAAAAGUUCUAGACUUCCAAGGCAUCACCAAAAACAUGGCAUCCUUACCUUAUAGGUUUUCAGAAUUUUGGUCGAAACUUGUAAAGGUUUAAAUUCAUUUCAAUAUUUUGUUUAUUUUAAUGGCUAUAAUGUAUGUUUGAUAAAAUCAUUUAUAUUUUUAUAUCAGAAACUAUUAUUUGAAAUUAUAAUUUUGAUGUACUAUUAUUUGAAACUAACAAGGUUGUUAAAUGGAAAUAGUAAAUUUUCUGAUAAACGUUGAAAUGUAAUCUCUUUAAAGUUAGAAGUGGUAACAUAUCAGAAGUGAAGCUGUCUUUUGACACACUUGUUAUUAAUUUUUGUUUUUUGUGAUUUUCAUUAAAUAAAAAUGUAUAGAGUUUA